This is a messenger RNA of Thermothelomyces thermophilus ATCC 42464, 2182 nucleotides long. RefSeq lists its product as uncharacterized. Lineage: Eukaryota; Fungi; Ascomycota; Sordariomycetes; Sordariales; Chaetomiaceae. Bases 585 to 2018 code for a protein of 477 amino acids. The record is from RefSeq and is a predicted model, not a curated record. Gene Ontology annotation, molecular function: O-methyltransferase activity. The transcript has 8 exons.
CCACCACUUCGGAAAAAAAAGGAAACAAAGGAAGAAACAACCACCACCACUAACGGCCCCGAUCGGAGCCCUUGAUAUAGCACCGGGAAUCGCUUCACCUUGUCGCAACCUCGGCAGUAUCGAGUAUGUACUGUCUCACACUACGGAGCACACUCAGGGACCGAUCCGCCAACCUGGUUCCUUUACGCGUGCAAGGACCACUGUCGUGCAACUGGAAACUCUGGCCAAUUCGUUUACCAGGCUUUGGCGUCUGUCAGUCAGCAUCAGUUGCCGAUAAUCGCCAUCCCUGCCUACCCUACCUCGGAAUCAGGAUCGGGACAAGGGACUAUUUGCACAGCGUACGGAAGAAGUAUUCCCGUAGACCACACCGCAUCAGCCAUUGGCAAAGCCAGCGGAGCUCUCGGUUGUCCUCUCCCCAAAGCUCCCCGUCGAGCGACGAUGCCGCGGCCAAGAAGCUGGACCGGCGUUCAUCCUCCGCCCUGUCCGCGUCUCUCCGGCAGCGAGACGACGAGGCAAGCGGAGCCUCCGCCCCCGAGGCUGAGACUGCAACGGAGGAGACUGCAACAGAGCAGUCGACGUCUCGGAUGGUUGCUCUUGCCAAGAAGAUCACCAAGGCUACGGAGAAGCUGGAGGCGUACAUGAAGUCCGAGAACCUGCCCCUGCCCAGCUUUGACGCCGACGCCCCGGCGGAUUACCCCCCGCUCCCUGCAGAUGUUCAGCAGAGCAGACAGGACAUCAUCCACGCGGCCAAGGAGCUGAGCCUGCUGGCCCAUGGCCCCCGCGAGGCCGUCAGAUGGGGCAUCUGGGAGUUCCUUGACGUUCUUGCGCUGACUGCCGUCAACCACUAUGGGCUCGCCAAACUCGUCCCGAUCGACUCGACCAUCACCCUUGCCGAACUGCAGACCAAGACGCCCCUGGAUCCAAUCAACCUCGCCCGUCUGGUCCGUCUGGCCAUGACCAAUGGCAUCUUCCGGGAGCCUAGUCCGGGGGUCAUCGCCCACACCUCGGCGUCUCGCGUCCUCGCCGAGGACGAGAACAUGCAGUCCUGGAUCGGUUUCAACGGCGAGGACAUCUUCCCCGCCUCGGCGCACGUCCUGCAGGCCCUCAAGGCCUACCCGGAAGCCACGUCGCUGACCCGGACCGGCUUCCAGUUCGCCUUUGACACGGUCGACAAGGAGCCCAUGUUUGCCACGUUCGGCAAGGACCCGGACCGGGCGCGCCGCAUGGGCCGCGCCAUGGCGAGCCUGACGGGCGGCGAGGGCUACGAGCCGUCCUACUUUGUCGACGUCGAGAAGGGCGGCUACGACUUCAGCGACCUCGACGCCGCGGGCGGCACCUUUGUCGACGUCGGCGGCUCGCACGGCUUCAUAUGCGUCGACCUGGCCGCCAGGUACAGGAACAUGAAGUUCGUCGUCCAGGACCUGCAAAAGACGGUCGACAGCGCGCCGAAACCCCUCUGCGCCGAUCCCCAGGUCGCCGAGCGCAUCACCCUGAUGGCGCACGAUUUCUUUACCGAGCAGCCGAUUAAGGGUGCAGAUGUCUACUAUUUCCGUUGGAUCAUCCAUAACUACUCCACGCCCUACGCGGUGCGCAUCCUCCAGAACCUGAUCCCCGCCCUCAAGCCCGGGGCGCGCAUCAUAAUCAACGACCACUGCCUGCGCGAGCCCGGGCAGGAGAACCCCUGGGACGAGCGUGUCAUGCGCCGCAUGGACGUCGUCAUGCUCGCCCUGCUCAACGCCCAGGAGCGCACCGAGGCCGAGUUCAGGGAGCUGUUUGCCGCCGCCAGUGACGGCUUCGUCUUCAAGGGCGUCACGAGGGCCAAGGGCUGUCGGAUGAGCGUCAUCGAGGCCGUGUGGCAGCCUGACCGGGCAGCGGGGGCCGGCGGCCAGGCUGCUGGCGCGGCUGCCGAUAACGCUGCUGCUACGGCCGCCCCGGCCGCCGUGACGGAAGAAGAAGCUGCUGCUACUGCCGCUCCUGUGGCCGCUUCUGCAGAGCCAAAGUCCGAGGAGGCCAAGUAGGUUCGAGAAACACUUCCGAGCCCUGUGGGGCCCAGAGCUUCGAGGUCAUCGUGGGCGACCUGGCUUUUGUAUAUAUCGAAAGAUAAUAAUAAUACCCGCUUCGAAUCGGACACAAGGCCGACGGGAUAGCUGUCUGUUGUCGAGCCUGUGUAUUUCAAUGGACA